This is a messenger RNA of Ilex paraguariensis (yerba mate), 390 nucleotides long. NCBI's taxonomy places the organism in Eukaryota, Viridiplantae, Streptophyta, Magnoliopsida, Aquifoliales, Aquifoliaceae. The record is from the annotation of a GenBank genome assembly.
CGCAAAUCCGACGGCCGUAAAACAGGCGGUGAGGUGGGAGGAAAACAGAGAAAGAAACUGUCCAAAGCGAAGAGGUUCCGUGUUUACACCACAUUUUGAAAGUUCUCUCUUCCCAUACUGCAAUUACCGCACAUUUUCCAACCUCUCUUCAAUUCCUAAUCAGGCUUUGAGAUCGAAGCUUUCUAUAAUUUAUAGACUAUGUAAGUUUAUUAAUUAAUUAGGGUUUGUGAAUAUGGGGUUGGAUGAUGCGGAUCUUCUGAACGAUGGGGGUGGAGAUGAAGGCAAAGCAGCAUCUUCGGUGUCGUGCUCGAUCUGCCUGGAGGCUGUUACCGAUAAUGGGGGUAGAUCGUGGGCUAAGCUUCAAUGCGGCCAUCAGUUUCAUCUCGGUAC